Pleurotus ostreatus (oyster mushroom) is the source of this 1596-nucleotide messenger RNA. RefSeq lists its product as uncharacterized. The record is from RefSeq and is a predicted model, not a curated record. Lineage: Eukaryota; Fungi; Basidiomycota; Agaricomycetes; Agaricales; Pleurotaceae. The coding region runs from base 1 to 1596 and encodes 531 amino acids. Gene Ontology annotation, biological process: glucosylceramide catabolic process. The transcript has 18 exons. Gene Ontology annotation, molecular function: glucosylceramidase activity.
AUGCGAAACAUUUUAGCGCCGCUGGCGUGUCUGCUCUACGUGCAUGGCAUUGCUGCCCAGUAUCAGAUAUGGGACAUGUGGCAGACUACGUGGGAUCGCUCACAGCUCUUCACAUACCAGAAAAUCUCCCCGCCCAUUAAUUUCACCUCGCCUUCGGGCAAAGGCAGCGCAGAUAUCGUCGUGAACGAUGCAAGUACUUUCCAGUCGGUUUGGGGCUUUGGCGGGUCCCUGACCGACUCUUCGGCGCUUACACUCAACAACUUGAAAUCGAAGAACCCGGAUAAUUAUUGGAAACUAUUGAACUACUUGUUCGUGCCUACGGACGCAGCCAAUGCAGCUGGGCUCAGCUAUAUUCGUAUUCCCAUUGGCGCUUCAGACUUUUCCGCAAGCCAAUACAGCCUCGACGACACUAAUGGCGAUACCUCAUUCAAUAGUUUCAACAUUGACCGCGCGCCUUCGUACCUCUUCUCUGUUCUCAAGGAUAUUCAGUCACUCAACAAGAUCACGAGGAUCCACAUUGUGCCGUGGUCUCCGCCUGGUUGGAUGAAGAAUACUGGCACAAUGUCGGGCGGGUCGCUGAAUUCCAAUGUCGUCAACUCAUAUGCUACCUACCUCCGGAAGGCUGUUCAGGGCUUCAAGAGCAAGGGGGUAUCUGUAUAUGCCAUCUCGAUCCAGAACGAACCUCUGAACAGUAACCCUACUUACCCAACAUGUACUAUGACAGCAGCCAUCGAAGCACAGAUUGGUAAAGCUCUCCGUAGUCAGCUCAAUAGCAAUGGGCUAUCAUCCACUAAGCUCAUUGGCUUUGAACAUAACUGGUCUGUUGCAUCAAGUUAUCCGGUCCAGCUCAUGCAGGCCGGCGGUGAUGCUUUCGAUGGCGUGGCCUUCCAUUGUUAUGCGGGUAAUGUCGCACAGCAAGAGACAUUCCAUGAGGCGUUCCCCACCAAGGAAAUCUACUUCUCUGAGUGCACUGGUACAUUUGGAUCCGAUUGGUGGAGCGAUAUCAAAUGGUAUUUGGAUAACAUUUUUAUCGGUUCGGUUGAACGCAGUGCGCAUGCUGCCCUUAUGUGGAACAUUGCCCUUGAUGGCAAGGGGAAUCCCAAGUUGCCUGGAACGAGCAGCUGCGGAGGCCCAGGUUGCCGUGCAAUCGUAACCGUGAACAGCGACGGGUCCUAUAGUGUCAACCAAGAAUUUUAUGCCAUGGCUCAAGCCUCCAAAGCGAUUCUUCCACGGGACUCCGGCGGACCUUGGGGGAAGAGGGUCGGUGUUUCUGUUGGUGGCACUCUUGGUUCUGGACUGCGCGUCAGCGCCUUCGUCACCGGAAGGGCUAACCCGAAUGAUUGGGAGAGAUACUCCUUGGUGGUACUCAAUUGGAAUGACCACACCAGCAGCGGCAGUUGGAACCCUGUUCCCGUGAAGACGACCAUCGAAUUUCGCGGCACCCAGGCUACAAUCACCUUCCCUGUGGGCGUGUCAACGCUGUGGUGGUAUGCACCAAAGCAAUCGUUCAACGGUACAGCGGGGUUUGAUGGGAACAUAUUCGCGGACGGGGAUGGGACACAGCAGCCUCUUGGAAAUUUUAAUCGGGCGGAUUGA